Messenger RNA from Mycena indigotica, 1674 nucleotides. Its product is annotated as SprT-like domain-containing protein. The coding region runs from base 1 to 1674 and encodes 557 amino acids. Lineage: Eukaryota; Fungi; Basidiomycota; Agaricomycetes; Agaricales; Mycenaceae. The transcript has 13 exons. Gene Ontology annotation, cellular component: nucleus. The record is from RefSeq and is a predicted model, not a curated record.
AUGGUUGACCACCGACCUCAGUCGCGUACUGUCCCAACUCGACCAUACCGCCGGCGCGCAUCGUCGCCCUCGGAUUGGGAGAUUCCCGAAAGCGAAAGUGAGCCUGAGAGCUCUGACCAAGGCUCUGACCAGCCCCUGGGGCACUCAAGAAAACCUGAACGGUUGGCAAGUCCAAAUAAUCAGGCUACGAGGACCCCCUUGAGGAAUCAGAGCGGGGCCACACCUUCAAAGACUCGAGUUAGAACGCCUGUGGGGACUCCCAAGGCCACCGCCCCCACCCUUUUGUUACGCACGCCUGCUUCAAAGCCGCGACAUAAGCCCACCUUCCCGGAUUCUGACAUCGAAGAAAUAUCGGGCUCGGAAUGGACUCCAAGCAAAGGAAAGGCAAAACAAGUCAAACCGAAACUUAAACAUCGGUCCAUUGACCAGAAAUCAACGGUCAUUGACUUGACAGUAUCUGACGCGGAAACCCAAGUCCAUAGCGACGCGUCGAGCACUGGCGCGGUGCGGGGGUCGUUCUCAACCCUGAGCAUCGAAAGCUCGGUCACAACCCGCGAGGAAAAUGAUUCCUCCUCAUUAGCUGGGUCCCCGCAUUCGGGCUUGGAGGAUUCUUCCUCGAGGUCUUCGGCUGAACCCGAUUCAGAGGGUCUCCCUUCUGAGACUGAAAGCUGGCGCGCAUCCCGCUACUCGCCAAACCACGACGAGACUUUCGAGUUUGACUUCUAUGCGAACCAUUGGGACCGGAAGCGACAGCGCGUCGUAGCGGACAAUCUCUCUUUGUUCGAGAGAUUCAAGCAGCGGUACCGCAAUAAGCUCGCGGACUGCGCCGAGCAGGUGUACACCUACUUCAACUUCAAGGUCUUCCAAUCACAGCUGCCUUCUAUUGACAAAAUUAUCAUCACUUGGAGCAACCAACUGACGGCCACCGCUGGGGAAGCAAAAUACUCUUAUGGCGCGGACAGAAGUAUUGCGCAAAUCAUCUUGAGCGUCAAGGUACUGGAUACUGAAGAGAAAGUUCGUUUAACUAUGGCCCACGAGAUGUGUCAUCUCGCGACUUGGAUCAUCGACAGACGGUCCGGGGACGCAUCACACGGAGAAUCUUUCUGGAAGUGGGCUAAGCGUAUCUAUAAACUUGACAAGAACACCAAGAUUGCCGAGUUCCACGACUACGAGAUGGACUACCUGUAUACCUGGAUUUGCUCCCAUUGUCAAAACAUGGUUGGGCGUUGGAGGAACUCGAUUGACGUCAAGACCAAACCCUGCCCCAAGUGCAAGACAGUUAGACUGAAACUAAACUCCACUCCCCGGGAAGACGACCACCGCGUUUGUGUGCGGAAAGUGCCCAUUGGGAGCAGCAGCAGCAAGCAGGCACGCCGGCCGAAAGCCAAGACUGCUCAAAGUGCACCAGUGGCUUCGUCACCCUCAUCCUCGCCCUCGAAAACGAGGAAAUCCAAAGCUGCGUCGACUGCAGAGCUACUGGUCGAAGGCGUGGAUUAUGUGACGGUCUUUGAAGACCCGGAGGACGAUCCGGAUGUCCUUGACCUCACCGAUGCGGGACACACGUGCUUUGUGGCGAACGAGGUUGCAGAGGACGUGUCGCUUGAUGACCUUGUGCGGCAAUUUGGGAACAUUUUGAUUAUGACUGCGCCAUGUCAGCGCCGACGACGUUCUUGA